ACUAGCUAACUGUGUAUGGACAUGGGUCUUUCCAUUUCAUUUAAAAAUAGUCGAAUAUUUGUGACAAGUAUUGUUUUAAAUUAAUAUUUAAAUUGCCAAAGAAUAUCAACACUGUGUAUAAAAUAUAAAUACCAAUCACAGUUAAUAUGUAGCGAGAUAAUACACAAUUCCCAGCCUACACGCCAGUCCAGAAGAUGGCGGUUAUGUAGCUAAACGUUUGCCAAGAGCCGCAAAAAUUCACAAGAAGAAGGAAGCAAAGAAACGUCUGCUAAGCUAGCCCUGCAGCAGGAUUGAUUUAGCGAAAUAUGGCUGCUGUGCUGCCCGUCAGACCGCCCUGCGAUAGCAACCCCGCUACUCCUGGAGCACAAUCCAUAAAGGAGGAUGUAAUAGAAGAGGAGUCCAAUGAUGGUAGCCAGCCUCCCAAAAGACGAAGGAUGGGUUCAGGGGACAGCUCUCGAAGCUGCGACACCUCUAGCCAAGAGCUUGGCCCGACAUAUUUCCCAGCAGAGAACCUGACAGAGUACAAGUGGCCACCAGAUGACACAGGAGAGUAUUACAUGCUGCAGGAGCAGGUUAGCGAGUAUCUGGGAGUCACAUCAUUCAAGAGGAAGUACCCUGAUAUGGAGAGGAGAGACUUGUCCCACAAAGAGAAGCUUUACCUGCGUGAACAGAAUGUCAUCACUGAGACACAAUGCACUCUGGGUCUUACAGCUCUGCGGAGUGAUGAGGUGAUAGAUCUGAUGAUAAAGGAGUAUCCCACCAAACACUCUGAGUAUUCAGUCAUACUGCAGGAGAGAGAACGACAGAGAAUAGCGAAAGAGUACUCUCAAAUGCAGCAGCAGAAUCCACAGAGGGUGGAGGCCAGUAAGGUUCCUGAAUACAUUAAGAAGGCGGCAAAAAAAGCUGCAGAGUUCAACAGUAACUUCAACAGGGAGCGUAUGGAAGAGAGGAGAGCUUACUUUGACCUGCAGACGCAUAUUAUCCAGGUGCCUCAAGGCAGGUUUAAGGUACUGGCUCCAGAGCUGACCAGGACAGGGCCCUACCCUGUGGCUCUUAUACCAGGACAGUUCCAAGACUACUACAAAAGGUACUCUCCCAAUGAGCUGCGAUACCUACCGCUGAACACAGCUCUGUUUGAACCUCCACUGGAUCCAGAGCUCCCUGCACCGGACUCAGAGCCGGACUCAGACGACGCUGAGGAUGGAAAAGAUGACAAAAAGAACAAGAACUCAUCUGACAGUUCUUCAGGCAACACAUCAGACGUGGAGAGCCAGGAGGGAGGAGUAGGACAGGGCCACAAGUCCAAGGCCAAAGACAGGACAUCAACCCCGGGCAAAGACGGCAGCCUGCGCCACUCAGCCUCCCACAAAGUCACCCCAGGGUACAAGCCUAAGGUCAUUCCCAAUGCUAUAUGUGGCAUUUGCCAGAAGGGUAAAGAGGCCAACAAGAAAGGCAAGCCAGAGGCUCUCAUUCACUGCUCCCAAUGUGAUAACAGUGGCCACCCGUCCUGUUUGGACAUGAGCGAGGAGCUGGUGUGUGUGAUCCAGACUUACCGUUGGCAGUGUAUGGAGUGUAAGACCUGCACCGUGUGCCAGCAGCCCCACCACGAGGAUGAGAUGAUGUUCUGUGACAAAUGUGAUCGAGGGUACCACACAUUCUGCGUGGGCAUGGACUCCAUACCUACUGGGCUUUGGGUAUGUGAAGUAUGCGACAAAGAUUUCACCACACCCAAGAAGAAGGGAGGAGCCAAAACGCCUAAGAAGUCUAAGUCAGCUCAAAAAUGAUUAACGGCAUCUUUAACCACCAUAACUGACCAAAUUCUACACAGAUGCACUGUCAUUAGAUCAGUCAUUUGCAGGAGCUGUAAAAUUUUAAAAGACCAGAUCAUGGUUUAUCUCUAAAGCUUUCUUGGAGAAUGACUUAAAGGCCCAGAUUGUGAUCCAAAAAUUAAAAAAGUGUGUUUCUCCUACCAUAUACCAACAAUCAAACAUAAGAUCUCAACCUGCUGUUACUCUUAAUUGUUCGACAGGUCUUUUAAAACCGAGGCUACCACCAUAAAAUAAACUUAUUAUUUUCUGGGAAAGCUUGGAUGGCAUCAGUAAGGCAGGCCUGUAAUUUAAAUUCUUCUUUUCCCAUCUUUAAGCCAGAUGUAUGUGCUUGAAAAAAACCCAGAUUUCGCAUUAACUCUAGCAUAGCAACUCCUGUUCUGUACUGUUAGACUGACUGAACCUCAGACUUUGAAUAAGCGGCUAAACUGUAAAUCAAAUCCAUCCAUAUGUACUGCACAAAAUCUUGCAAACCUUUAACCACUAACAGUAUCAGUGUGUUCCUACAUCAUUAAACUAACGAAUCUUGUAGUUUCUUAACACGCCUGCAUUGGUAAACCAUUUGAUGGGAAAUUGUUUCAGUUGAACAAAUGGUGCUUUUGAUCCUGUGCUACUGACACAAUCAGGGUUCUCAAGAGCUUGCGGAUGAAAUUCAGUUUCUUUUAAAACAUUUUUGUAUGUUUUUGUAUCUUAUAAACUACAGUUUAAUAAACUCUUAUUUAAUGAGGCAGGCCAGUGAAGAGCAAUCUUAUUUAAACAAAGUCUUGUCUUACAUAAUGGCAUGGUGCUUGUGAUCCUGUGUAAUGAAAUACAGUAUAAUAGACACUGGCUGAGGUAGACCUCAUGGCUGCAGCAGUUUUCUGGUAUUUAUGUGAGUCUUGUUUAUCAAAACAAUCUUUCUCAACCCUUUACUGUUAAUUAUUGUACAAAAAUGUAACCACUCAUUGUAAUUACUUGGAUGCUAAUUCAAUUACAAUUCUAUCAGUUAUGAUUAUUCAACUGAUGUUUAUGCAGUCACCUUAACAAAAGCUGUUUUUGUUAUUUUUCUGAUAUUAUUUUUUAUCUAUUUUGUAUUGUUCUCCAAUAAGUUGGUUGUUUAAGGAAUAUUUGUUGCUAAUAAUGUCAUA
Xiphias gladius (swordfish) is the source of this 2953-nucleotide messenger RNA. It is a transcript of the gene phf10, whose product is annotated as PHD finger protein 10. Gene Ontology annotation, cellular component: npBAF complex. The record is from RefSeq and is a predicted model, not a curated record. Bases 306 to 1784 code for a protein of 492 amino acids. The transcript has 12 exons. NCBI's taxonomy places the organism in Eukaryota, Metazoa, Chordata, Actinopteri, Istiophoriformes, Xiphiidae.